Messenger RNA from Balaenoptera acutorostrata (minke whale), 5893 nucleotides. It is a transcript of the gene GEMIN5, whose product is annotated as gem nuclear organelle associated protein 5. NCBI's taxonomy places the organism in Eukaryota, Metazoa, Chordata, Mammalia, Artiodactyla, Balaenopteridae. Bases 73 to 4608 code for a protein of 1511 amino acids. Gene Ontology annotation, molecular function: protein binding. The record is from RefSeq and is a predicted model, not a curated record. The transcript has 28 exons.
CCCGGCUCCGGCGUAGGGCUGCGAACUGUCUGCCUUGGAGCCUGCUUCCCUCAUCCCUGGUUGCUCGUGAUCAUGGGACAGGAACCGCGCACGCUGCCGCCCUCCCCUAACUGGUACUGCUCCCGAUGCAGCGAUGCCGUGCCUGGGGGCCUCUUCGGCUUCGCGGCGCGGACCUCUGUCUUCCUUGUCCGCGUGGGCCCGGGAGCGGACGUGAUCCCAGGGACGUCCCCAUUUCGAGUCAUAGGGGAGUUGGUGGGACACACCGAAAGGGUGUCUGGCUUCACAUUUUGUCAUCACCCGGGUCAAUACAACCUCUGCGCCACCAGCUCCGAUGACGGGACUGUGAAAAUCUGGGAUGUAGAGACAAAAACAGUUGUGACGGAACAUGCGCUCCAUCAGCAUACAAUAUCAGCAUUGCAUUGGUCUCCUCUAGUAAAGGAUUUACUAGUAUCUGGAGAUGAAAAAGGAGUAGUUUUCUGUUACUGGCUUAACAGAAAUGACAGCCAGCACCUCUUUAUAGAACCCAGGACAAUUUUCUGUCUUACUUGCUCACCUCAUCAUGAAGAUUUAGUAGCCAUUGGCUACAAGGAUGGCAUAGUGGUUAUAACUGACAUCAGCAAGAAAGGAGAAGUUAUACACAGACUUCGAGGCCACGAUGAUGAGAUCCACUCCAUAGCCUGGUGCCCCCUGCCUGGUGAAGAUUGUUUAUCCAUAAAUCAAGGGGAAAAUUCAGAAGAACUUGAAAUCCCCAAUGGGAAAGUUACAGCACAGACUCCAGUAAAAAAAGGCUGCUACUUAGCCACUGGAAGCAAAGAUCAGACCAUUCGUAUCUGGAGCUGCUCUAGAGGCCGAGGGGUGACGACUUUGAAAUUGCCCUUUCUGAAGAGAAGAGGAGGGGGUAUAGACCCAACUGUUAAAGAGCGCCUUUGGUUGACACUCCAUUGGCCCAAGGGUCAGCCAACACAGCUGGUAUCCAGCUGUUUUGGAGGCGAACUGCUACUAUGGGAUCUCACUCAGUCUUGGAGACGGAAAUAUACCCUCUUUAGUGCUUCAUCAGAAGGGCAGAAUCAUUCAAGAAUUGUGUUUAAUUUAUGUUCUCUACAAACUGAAGAUGACAAACAGCUGCUGCUUUCCACAUCAAUGGACAGAGAUGUAAAAUGUUGGGACAUGGCCACCCUGGAGUGCUGCUGGACCCUGCCUUCCCUUGGUGGAUUUGCCUACAGUCUGGCUUUCUCUCCUGUAGACACAGGAUGUUUGGCGAUAGGUGCUGGUGAUGGCAUGAUCCGUAUAUGGAAUACAUUCUCCAUAAAGAACAACUAUGAUGUGAAAAUUUUUUGGCAGGGUGUCAAGUCCAAGGUUACAGCGCUGUGCUGGCACCCAACCAAGGAAGGCUGCUUAGCUUUUGGAACUGAUGAUGGAAAAGUGGGACUGUAUGACACCUACUCCAACAAACCUCCACAGAUUUCUAGCACAUAUCACAAGAAGACUGUAUACUCUUUAGCCUGGGGGCCACCAGUACCCUCCAUGACACUCGGAGGAGAAGGGGACAGACCUUCCCUCACUCUAUACAGCUGUGGAGGGGAAGGGAUUGUCUUACAACACAACCCCUGGAAGCUUAGUGGAGAGGCCUUUGACAUCAACAAACUCAUCAGGGACACCAAUUCAAUCAAAUACAAAUUGCCUGUACACACAGAGAUCAGCUGGAAAGCAGAUGGCAAAAUCAUGGCUCUUGGCAAUGAAGAUGGAUCAAUAGAAAUAUUCAAGGUUCCUAACUUGAAACUGAUCUGCACCAUCCAGCAGCAUCACAAGCUUGUGAAUACUAUUAGCUGGCAUCAUGAGUAUGGCAGCCAGCCAGAGCUGAGCUAUCUGAUGGCCUCUGGGUCCAACAGUGCAGUCAUUUAUGUGCACAACCUGCAGACCGUCAUAGAGAGCAAUCCUGAAUCCCCAGUGACCAUUACAGAGCCCUACCGGACCCUCUCAGGGCACACAGCCAAGAUUACCAGUCUGGCAUGGAGCCCACAUCAUGACGGAAGGCUGAUAUCUGCUUCCUAUGAUGGUACAGCUCAGGUGUGGGAUACUCUCCAGGAAGAGCCUCUAUGCAAUUUCCGAGGACAUCGAGGUCGACUGCUUUGCAUCGCAUGGUCCCCGUUGGAUCCAGACUGCAUCUACUCAGGGGCAGAUGACUUCUGUGUGUACAAAUGGCUCACUUCCAUGCAAGAACAUUCCCGACCUCCUCAAGGCAAGAAAAGUAUUGAAUUAGAGAAAAAAAGGCUCUCCCAACCUAAGCCAAAGCCCAAAAAGAAGAAAAAGCCCAUCUUGAGAGUGCCUGUAAAGCAGGAAUUGUGUAACGGGAAUGAAGAAGAGAGCGUAAAGGAGAGCUCGGGCCCUGUUGAGAACGGAGUGUCAGACCAGGAGACUGAGGAGGAAGCCCGGGAGCCAGAGCUACCCUGUGGUGUCACCUCGGCAGUUUCUAAAGAACCAGUUAUCUGCACUCCAGCAUCCUUAGGUUUUGAAAAGUCAAAAGUCACCAUUAAUAACAAAGUCACUUUACUGAAAAAGGAGGCACCUAAAGAAAAGCCAGAAGCCUUAAUCAAGAAGCGAAAAGCUCGUUCCAUGCUUCCACUGAGUACAAGUCUGGACCACAGAUCCAAAGAGGAGCUUCAUCAGGACUGUUUGGUAUUAGCCACUGCAAAACACUCCAGAGCAGAGCCAAAGGAGGAUGUGUCUGCUGAUCUUGAGCAAAGGUUUCACCUGGGGCUUUUCACAGACAGGGCUACCCUGUACAGAAUGAUUGAGGUUGAAGGAAAAGGUCACUUGGAGAACGGCCACCCCGAAUUGUUUCACCAGCUCGCGCUUUGGAAAGGAGAUCUACAAGGUGCUCUGCAGACCGCAGCAGAAAGAGGGGAGCUGACAGACAACCUUGUGGCCAUGGCACCCGUCGCCGGUUACCAUGUGUGGGUAUGGGCCGUGGAAGCUUUUGCCAAACAGCUGUGUUUUCAGGACCAGUAUGUCAAGGCUGCCUCUCACCUACUUUCUAUCCACAAAGUGUAUGACGCUGUGGAGCUGCUCAAGUCAAACCACUUCUACAGGGAGGCUAUUGCAAUUGCCAAGGCCCGGCUGCGCCCAGAGGACCCGAUCCUGAGAGACCUGUACCUCAGCUGGGGAGCCAUCCUAGAAAAAGACGGCCAUUAUGCCUUAGCAGCCAAAUGCUAUUUAGGAGCCACUUCAGCUUAUGAUGCAGCCAAAGUUUUGGCCAAAAAGGGGGAUGUGGCAUCACUUAGAACGGCUGCAGAGUUGGCUUCCAUCGUAGGAGAGAAUGAGUUGUCUGCUACCCUGGCUCUCAGAUGUGCCCAAGAACUGCUUCUGGCCAGGAACUGGGUGGGAGCCCAGGAAGCCCUGCAGCUCCACGAAAGUCUAAAGGGCCAGAGAUUGGUGUUUUGCCUUCUUGAGCUACUGUCCAAGCACCUGGAGGAAAAGCAGCUUUCAGAGGGCAAAAGCUCCUCCUCUUCUUACAAUGCUUGGCCUGCAGGCAGCGAAAAGCCCUUUGUGGAGAGGGUGACUGCAGUAUGGAAAAGCGCCUUCAGCCUUGACUCCCCAGAGCAGUACCAGGCAGCAUUUCAGCAGCUGCAAGAUACCAAGUACCCAUCUGCUACAAGUAACACUCCCUCCAAACAGCUCCUGCUUCACAUUUGCCAUGACCUGACCUUGGCAGUGCUAAGCCAGCAGGUGGCCUCCUGGGACGAAGCUGUGGAAGGACUGCUUCGGGCUGUGAUCCGGAGCUACAACUCAGGAAACUUCACCAUCAUGCAGGAAGUGCACUCAGCCUUUCUUCCGGAGGGCUGUGACCACCUAAGAGACAAACUGGGUGACCAUCAGUCCCCCACCACACCAGCUUUCAAAAGUUUGGAGGCCUUUUUUAUUUAUGGACGUCUGUAUGAAUUCUGGUGGUCUCUCUCCGGGCCUUGCCCCGAAUCCAGCGUCUGGGUAAGGGCUGCUCACAGAAGGACAACCUCUGUUGAGCAGAGCCAACAGCUUGACAAUGUCAGCCCUGAAGAAACUGACCCCAAAGCUUCCCAGCCAGAGCCAAGCAGGACUCUAGAACUAGACCUGAGACUCACAGAAGAAGGUGAGCAAAUGCUGAAUGCCUGUAAGGAGCUCUUUUCAGAAAAGCACGCUGGUCUCCAAAAUGCACAGAGAACCAUUGCUGAAGUCCAAGAGACCUUGGCAGAAAUGAUCCGCCAACACCAGAAGAGUCAACUUUGUAAAUCCACAGCAAAUGGCCCUGAUAAGAAUGAACCUGAACAGGAAGCAGAACAGUCCCUCUCUAGUCCUCAGAACCAGUGUAAAGAAGAAAAAAAUGAACCAGUUUCUUUGCCUGAAUUAACCAAAAGGAUUACAGAGGCCAAUGAGAGAAUAGCUAAGUUUCCUGAGAGUAUUAAGACCUGGCCCUUCCCAGAUGUGCUGGAGUGCUGCCUCAUCCUGCUUCACAUCGGGUCCCAAUAUUCUGGCUUCGUGACCCAGGAAAUGCAGCAACAGGCUCAAGAGCUCCUUCAGAAAUACGGCAGCACUAAAGUUUACAAACGACACUACCAGACCCUGUGCAUGUGAACUUUCAAGGACCUCUAAGAAACUGUGCCAAAUUCAAAACAUCCAACACCUUUCACCUCUGCAUUUACACCUCGCCAGAGAUUCACUUUGAUCCCUAUGUUUCUGCAGUGUUCCAAAUAAUACAAAUGAGAGUCAAGUUUCAAUCAACUCUACAAUUAAACACAAUGAAAUCUGACUUUGGACUCAAUUGUGUUUUCCUACUGGAGGAAAGAUCAUGAAAAGCCAGCAGUAGUUACUCAGAACUAACACCUGCAAAGUGAUUGUUGAUAAUUUCUAAAGCCUUAUGCAGGUUUCCCCCAAAGAGGAGAAACUUCUUUUUUAAUCACCCAAAGUGUUACAUUCUUAAACACAAGCUACCUUUAUAAAUGCUUUGCCUGACCAUAAACAUGUACACUCUUGUUGGAGGGUAGAGAUUAUGUCUUCCCUUUACUAUUUUACCCCUAGCACUCACUUAAGAGUGUCUGGUAUCUAAUAGGUACAUAAUGGAAACUUUCAACUGAGUAAGUUGGGAAAAUGAAAGAAUGCUCAUUAAUAGCUUAGACUUAAAGGACUCUAAACUGAGCUCAUUGAUACCAGCACUGGCUGACAACUAAGGCUUGUGAUUGGUAGUCGACCUUACUGCGUUAGCAGAACACAGAAAUUCAAGAACAUCUGGCAGUACAACAGCACCCCCCUCAGCCACAAUUUCACUUUCCACAGUUUCAGUUACCCCCAGUCAACAGCAGUCCAAAAAUAUUGAAUGGGAAAUUCCAGAAAUAGACAACUCAUAAGUUUUAAACUGUGGCCAUUCUGAGUAGCACGAUGAAAUCUCACGGCGGUCCCACUCCGUCCUACCCAGCACAUGACUCAUCCCUUUGUCCAGCAUACCCAUACUGUAUACACUACCUGCCCAUUAGUAUAGGAAAAACACAGAGCAUACAUUAUAGGGCUCAGUACUACCCAUGGUUUCAGGCCUCUACUGUGGGUCUUGAAACAUAACCCCCACAGAUAAGGGGAGACUACUGUAUAUGGAGGGGCUGAAUUACACCCAUCCCUUUCUGAGGAUGACCACUAACACAGCCCUACACACACUCACAUAUAUACAAGGCAAAGUUCUUUACAGUUCUACUACACUUGUGCCCCUUCUUUAGCACCACUUUAAUAAGCUGUUUCUUAUCUCUCCCAUGCAAUGAGCACACCCCUACUCAACACCGAGUUCCUCAACCCUUCAUCUCAACAUUUCUCCUGACAUGUCAGUAAGCCUGCUGUCAACUGUGGCAAAAAUAAACACCUAUUUUAAUCCAAA